GAGAGACAAAAUAGUUUCCUCGGAGUCAAAAUACGGUAUAGCCGGCAGCGGCGACGACAAAAGUGUUUGCUCUGUAGAUCAAUCAUUUUUCACUCGUGAAACACGAGAGGAAAGUAUCAGGGUCAUCCACCUUUAACAGGAUAAGAACAUGUAGGGUCACUAGAUCGUGCUAAGAUACUCGGCAUUCCAUCAGUACUUCUGAAUCUUGAUCCACCCCUCAAGUCUCAACAGAAGGGAAAGGUUUUUCUUUUUGGGCCUUCCCAGUCUUUUGGGUGUUUUUCCUCUCUGUUUGUUCAGUCGGUUACUUUAGUGGAGUCCAUAAGUCACGGAUGAGGUAGGAAAAGUGGCCGACGGUUCAACAACACACCAAACCAUUCAAGAAUUAAGCCAAAAAUUGCAGAGCAAACUAUACGUAUUAAGUGCAACUGUCCUCUCUCUCUCUCCCUCACACACACACACACACACAUUGAAGUUCACGCCCCCAUCAUUCUCGUAUCAGUGUCAGCAAACUAUACGUAUUAAGUGCAACUGUCCUCUCUCUCUCUCUUACACAUUGAAGUUCACGCCCCCGUCAUUCUCUUAUCAGUGUCCUGACUCCUGACUCCUGACUCCUGCUCCUGGACUGCUCCUGCAACGCCUCCCUCUCUUUUGUCUGUGUUACAACCUUCCCACGUACAGACAGAGAGAAGCAAAGUUCUUCCAAAGCAGCAAUCAAGGAACCAGAGAAAUCUCAAUUAUUACAUCCACCGCACGUUCUCUGCUUUCACAGUGUCCGCCACUGUCCCUGCUGAUGAUUGACGAAUCCAUAUCACUCUGUGUUUGUACAUUAGUGUACUUUGAGCAAGCGAGAGUCAUCAAUUCCCAACGUCGAUCGUUUGCAUUCCCAAAAGCCAUGGAGAAGAAGUACCACUCUUACGUUAACUUAUUUUUUUGCAUGCUCUUGAGUGUUGCUUCUACUGAAGGAGCUCCAAAAGAGUCUCUCGUCACGUCUUUACCCGGCUUCACUGGCACUUUUCCUUCACACCACUACUCCGGGUACGUGAACAUUGAUGACAAUCCAGCAGGAAGAAAUCUUUUCUACUACUUGGUCGUGUCGGAAAGAAAUUCCGCCGAAGACCCGAUUGUGUUAUGGCUGAAUGGGGGGCCUGGAUGCUCCAGCUUUGACGGCUUUGUCUACGAACACGGGCCAUUCAACUUCAAAGCAGGAAAGACUAGAAGUGCCCUUCCAACAUUGCAUUUGAAUCCAUACAGCUGGUCCAAGGUUUCAAACAUUGUAUACUUGGAUUCGCCCUGCGGAGCUGGCCUGUCAUAUUCGACGAACUCUAGUAAUUAUGAUACAGGAGACCUACAAACAGCCGCUGCUACUCAUGCUUUCCUACUGAAGUGGUUUGAGCUAUUCCCAGAGUUUAUCAAUAACCCAUUUUACAUUGCUGGAGAGUCUUAUGCCGGAGUUUAUGUGCCUACUCUUGCAGCUGAAGUAGUAAAGGGUAUAAGUGAAGGUGCUAAACCAGUUAUCAAUUUCAAGGGUUACAUGGUGGGAAAUGGGGUAACAGAUGCGAAAUUUGAUGGCACUGCCCUUGUACCGUUCGUGCAUGGAAUGGGGCUAAUUUCAAAUGGUAUCUUUCAUGAAGUUUAUGCAAAUUGUGGGGAACUCUACUACUACAACGAUAGUAAGGGUUGUUUGGCUAGCCUGGGUAAAGUGAACAAGGCAAUCAGCAGUCUGAACAUAUAUAACGUCCUCGAACCAUGCUAUCAUGAUCCGGCGAACAAGCAAGAUACAAAUUGGAGCAUCAUCUUACCAUUAAGCUUCCAGAAGUUGGGAGUAACUGAGAGGCCUCUUGCUGUGAGGAAGAGGAUGUUUGGUCGUGCUUGGCCUCUGUGGCUACCUGUUAGAGAUGGCACUGUUCCAUUAUGGCCUCAACUGGCUGAAAAGUUUCACAUUGCCUGUGUUAAUGAUGAAGUUGCAACUUCCUGGCUGAAUGAUGACCAAGUUAGGGAAGCAAUUCAUGCAGCAUUGGUAAAUGUGUCAGGUCCGUGGGAACUAUGCACUGGAAGAAUAAAGUAUCGUCGGAACUCUGGAAGUAUGAUACCUUACCACAAGAAUCUGACUACCCAGAAUUAUCGCGCAUUAAUUUUCAGAUUUGAAAUAUUUUGAAGUUAAGAGAAACAGUCAUUUCUUUCUUAUCUCAUGGUUCUGGAUGAUUCUCUUGCUAUCAGUAUCCCAGGGACAACAUUAUUUUCUAGACCCACCAUGUUGAGCUCCACGACUGUCUAUUUGACUAGCCUUUUCCUGUCAUCUCAAACUCGUGGCAUUAUAUUGCUUUCUAGGCCCACCAUGUUGAGCUUCGUUCGUGUCUAUUUGACUAGCCUUCCCCAGUCAUCUCAAACUAGUGGCAUUCUGAUUGCACAUGAUGCGAACCACAGGCCAAGAUUUUAAAUAAUUAAGUCAUUUAAGAAGUUACAGACUUGAGAGUUCAUUUUCCCUUCUUCAUAAUAGCCAUUCAUCCUCAGGUUGACUCACGAUAGAGGAAUGUGAUUUUUCUGUCACCAAAGUAGCAGGCAAUACACGAUCUUCUUUCCUUUUUUCUGGUUUUUCUUUUGUUUCUUGAGCAGCACCAAGAAUUUGAAGAUCCCAAAAAAAGUAAAAAUUAUGUUCUUUUC
Messenger RNA from Syzygium oleosum, 2661 nucleotides. RefSeq names its product serine carboxypeptidase-like 21. Gene Ontology annotation, biological process: proteolysis; secondary metabolic process. The transcript has 13 exons. The record is from RefSeq and is a predicted model, not a curated record. Gene Ontology annotation, molecular function: serine-type carboxypeptidase activity; acyltransferase activity, transferring groups other than amino-acyl groups. The coding region runs from base 791 to 2155 and encodes 454 amino acids. Lineage: Eukaryota; Viridiplantae; Streptophyta; Magnoliopsida; Myrtales; Myrtaceae.